AUAGAUAUACAUGUUUAUGUAAAUAAUAAGAGUCUUAUUUUACACUUCCUAUAGUUCUUUUUAGCUUAAUAUUGUCAAUUAUAUCAAAUCAAAUCAAAUAUAAUAUGGAAUGUAAAAAAGCUGUUGUUAAAAAUGCUGAUAUGUCAGAUGAUAUGCAACAAUGUGCCGUUGAUAUAGCUGCUCAAGCAAUGAUUGAAUAUAAUAUUGAAAAAGAUAUUGCAGCUUAUAUUAAAAAACAUUUUGAUAAAAAUUAUGGUCCAACAUGGCAUUGUGUUGUUGGUAAAAAUUUUGGAAGUUACGUAACACAUGAAACCAAUAAUUUUAUUUAUUUCUAUCUACAAAAUGUUGCGGUACAAUUAUUUAAAUCAGGAUAAAUAAUCAAUUACACAAUCUAUAUAAUUCAAUGCACAUAUUCACUUGUUUUCAAUGAGUAGAACUACAACAACAACAGCAACAACAACAACAAUAAUAAAAUAAAGAAAAAAGAAAAAGAAGAAAAUGAAAAAAAGACAGUUUUAAUUCAUUCUGUAUACAUUAAUAUUGUUAAAUAAAUCAUUCAUAAAUUUGUUGAUAUUUCAUAAUCAAAUUGAUAAUAGUUGAAUUCAUGAAUUGAUUAAAACUAGACCAUUAUAGGAAAGCUGAAAGCAUUAGAACGAUCGUUUCGUCCCCAGUAUAAGACUCUUCAGCAUUGAACAUCCAUGAUCCAGUUUGUUGUGUAAAUAAAAUAGUUUUUUAUAUUUAAAGUAAUUAGUCCAUUUUAUAAAUUUCGAUAGACCAAUGAGAAGACGGAGUUUAUCUGAAAAAUGUGUAUAGGAAACCAACCUUGACGGGACAAUACUUAAAUUUCCAUAGUUUUUGUCUAUUGCAAUAGAAGCAAGGCCUGGUUAAGUGUCUCUUUAAGAGGACUCAAAGAAUUUGUACUUCUGACACGGUGGAAAAACAUGAAAAGUUACUGACUGAUAUAUUAAUAGCAAAUGGUUAUCCACUAAAAUUUAUUAAUAGGUGCAAAAGUCAG
Messenger RNA from Schistosoma curassoni, 1015 nucleotides. Lineage: Eukaryota; Metazoa; Platyhelminthes; Trematoda; Strigeidida; Schistosomatidae. The record is from the annotation of a GenBank genome assembly.